GUCGAUGUAUAUUUCUAGGUCGUCUGUGUAUUCCAAGAACAUGUAUACCGCAGAUGGAGUGCACUUUAGGUCUAUAUAUACUGCGAGUCCAUAUCUGUGCAGAGGGGAUAUGUAUUUUAAGUUCAUAUAUAUCGCAAGGGUCUGCAGCCUAUAUUAUGGGAUCAAAUGUUUGUGCUUGGUUGGUGUUUUUUCCCUUUUGUGUGGAGUUCGCUAUUUUGGGUUCUUCGUUGUUUUGGGUAACCGCAGUAGAUUAUGCUGUUGCGAGCAGCUGUAUUUCAAGAUAUAUUAUCCGAGGGGUGAAAAAGAAGGAGAUGAUGACAUAGGUAUAUGAUCUGGCCGGUUUAUAAAUCCUUUUACUGAGAUCAAAUGAGGUUUGGUCUGGUCUUACUCUGAAAUUCUCUGCAUUGUCUGCUGUUUAAUUUAGCAGCUGUAUUUCAAGAUAGCAGAGCAAUUGAUGAGAAAUUCUUACGAGAACAUCCAGUUCUUUGAGCAAACACACACAUACGCGGAUACAGACACUGGCAUACACAUAUUUUUAUAUGAAUUCACACGCACGAAGCACAUGGUUUGUUCUUAUGUAAGAUAUGCAUUAGACCAUCUUAUUACCAGAUAAUAUAGCAGACGUACAUGAGCAGAGAAAACUAAGGUGACGAGUGCAUGCUCGUUGUAAAGUGCAUUGACAUGUGCAUCAGUAGUAGAAGAGAAAGCAAACUUGCUUCGCUGCAUUUUCUAUAUGGUUUAAAAGGGCCUAAAUAUCCAUGUGUGGGUGUGUGAGUCAGAUUAAUUAUCUGAAAUUAUUUAUUUUACUUACUGAUAAUGCAUGUUUGAAUAUAUUAAUGCUUACACGAAAGUAGAUAGGCCAUGGUUAACAGCUACAGGAUCCUCCGCGCCUACACGAAAAGGGCUCGAGCGAGAAGACGAUGGAUGACAUCUAUGUAUCAGACGACGAGCUCCACGUUCCGUUCUUGCCUCAGGAUGUGCAGAGCACAACCGAACAUCAGAAGACACCUCCUCCGAAGUUGGACAAGUCAAGCAAGCGAGCUGGGAAACAGGCUGUCUGCGGCGUUCGCAAAGAUUUAUUUGGAAAAUGCAAACCGACUGCAAGGGGUAAAAAGGAUUCACACUCUCCCGCCGAUAUUUCCCUUUGCUUCCGUGAAUACAUAUCGUCUUCUCGGCACGGCGGCGCCACCUUGGAUCAGCCCUAUGUCGCGCCUCUUUGGUCGUCCCUACACGUCUCAGCUCCAGCAACCAGGUCGCGAUGGCUGACGAUGAGCUCCAGGUUCAUGGCUCGCCGGGUUCCGCUGGCUCCACUAACAACUGUUUGUGAGCACUUGCACAGUGUUUGCACUUUCAGACGAUGAGGCUGCCGAGGAUACCGCUGCGAUAAAGGCUGUCAGAUACAUAGACGAUAUGACUAACACAGUUGUUAGAGAUUUGAACCUUGCGUCGUCCAAAUGACAGCAGCGCCGUGCCGAACGCUUGCUGCGGCAGUUAGAGGAGUCAAAGACCAAUAACAUGAGGCUUGCUAGAGGUUGGCUUACAUGCAUUACUUUUUUAUGCAUUUUAGAAUGCAGUUGCCAUGGACUACUCUGUUGGAGAUCUUCCUGAUAUAAUGGAAGACACAAGUAGCCGCUUGGAAGGACACCUGGAAAAAAUGACGCGCUAUUAGAUGCGGCCUCUCCUAAUUCAUAACUACCGUGAUUUCGCCUUGCUGUACAUAUACUGCACUUUCAAGAAUGCUUGAGUA
This is a messenger RNA of Aegilops tauschii subsp. strangulata, 1747 nucleotides long. The record is from RefSeq and is a predicted model, not a curated record. Lineage: Eukaryota; Viridiplantae; Streptophyta; Magnoliopsida; Poales; Poaceae.